Molecule: messenger RNA, 1629 nt
Organism: Vigna angularis (adzuki bean)
Lineage: Eukaryota; Viridiplantae; Streptophyta; Magnoliopsida; Fabales; Fabaceae
Product: protein UNIFOLIATA
Exons: 3
Coding region: 223-1434 (403 amino acids)
Biological process (GO): regulation of DNA-templated transcription
Molecular function (GO): DNA binding
Source: RefSeq, a predicted model, not a curated record
AAAGGGGGUGAGAGCAAGAAACCACAACCAGGAACCAGUCUCGGGAAAAACACCCCAGAAUCAAAUCAGAAUCAUGGAAAAGGGUAGUUUGGAGAAUUAACCCCUCUCUUUCUCUCUGCACAGGAAAUUAACCCCUCUCUCUUUCGCCACCUUUAUGCUUUCGCCUUUAUCUCCACCCAAACAGUACCACACACUCACCUUCCACUCCUCACUUUCCAAACCAUGGAUCCGGACGCAUUCACAGCCAGCCUAUUCAAGUGGGACCCACGCACCGUCCUCCCCGCCGCACCGCCCUCCCGGCCCCCGCCGCCGCUCCUAGACUAUGCUGUCGCCCCUCCCUCAGUCGCCCCGUCUUACCACCCCGCGAGGGCGGUGCCCCGCGAGCUCGGAGGCCUCGAGGAGCUUUUCCAGGCCUACGGCAUCCGCUACUACACGGCUGCCAAGAUCGCCGAGCUCGGGUUCACGGUGAGCACGCUGGUGGACAUGAAAGACGAGGAGCUCGACGACAUGAUGAACAGCCUCUCCCAGAUUUUCCGCUGGGAUCUCCUCGUCGGUGAACGCUACGGCAUCAAAGCCGCCGUCAGAGCCGAACGACGUCGCAUCGACGACGAGGACAUCAAACGCCGCACUGGCAACCUCCUCUCCACCGACACCACCACCACCACCACCAACGCCCUCGAUGCCCUCUCUCAAGAAGGUUUGUCGGAGGAGCCAGUGGUGCAACGAGAGAAGGAGGCGGUGGGGAGCGGGGGAGGGAGCACGUGGGAGGUGGUUGCGUUGGAGGAGAGGAGGAAGCAGCAGAGGAGGCGGAGAACGAAGAUGAAGGAGCAGGAGGAGAAGGAGGAGGUAGAGGAUGAGGAGGGAGAAGAGAACGAGGAGGGUAACAACAACAGUGGUGGAGGUUGUGAGAGGCAGAGGGAGCACCCGUUCAUCGUGACGGAGCCUGGGGAGGUUGCACGUGGGAAGAAGAAUGGGUUGGACUAUCUGUUUCACCUCUACGAGCAGUGCCGCGAGUUCUUGAUGCAGGUCCAGGCCAUCGCGAAGGACCGCGGUGAAAAAUGCCCCACCAAGGUGACAAAUCAGGUGUUUAGGUACGCGAAGAAAGCUGGAGCGAGCUACAUCAACAAGCCAAAGAUGCGACACUACGUCCACUGCUAUGCCUUGCACUGUCUGGACGAGGAGGUGUCGAACGAGCUUCGUAGGGCGUUCAAGGAGAGAGGAGAGAACGUUGGAGCGUGGAGACAAGCAUGUUACAAGCCCCUUGUGGCCAUCGCAGCGCGUCAAGGUUGGGAUAUUGAUGCCAUAUUCAACGCCCACCCUCGUCUUUCCAUUUGGUACGUUCCCACCAAGCUCCGUCAGCUUUGUCACGCCGAGAGAAACACAGCCGCCGCUUCCAGCUCUGUCUCUGUCGGCAGUGCUCACCUUCCCUUCUAGAUAUGCAUGUAUUGCUGCUUCAGUAACUGCCAUAGUUAGUAAUAGAUAUAUUUAGUUACUAUUAUUAUUAUUAUAUGAGUAGAACCUCCCAGCCACGUUAUGAAAUGAACAACAUAUGUAUAGCAACGGAGGACUUUUUUUAGCAACCAAAAAAUGCGUAUCUCGAUUACCUAUCUUUCAUAAAUCAUUUACUUC